AAAAGGGAUGUUUCGAAGGGUCGUGGUGGGCAUAUCUGGUGGCGUAGAUAGUGCCGUUUCAGCUUAUUUACUCAAAAAACAAGGUUUCGAAGUAUGCGGCGCGUUUAUGAAAAACUGGGAUCUCAUCGACGAAUCGGGUUACUGUUCCGGCGAGCAGGACUGGGAAGAUGCACAGCGACUGUGUCGUCAGCUACAGAUACCACUCGAGCAGAUUAAUUUCGUGAAAGAUUACUGGCUCGAGGUGUUUGGAAGUUUUUUGAAGGAUUACGACGCCGGUAUCACCCCAAAUCCGGACAUUCUGUGCAAUCGUCACAUUAAAUUUAAUCGCUUCUAUCACCAUGCACGCGAGCGAAUGAAUGCAGAUGCCAUCGCAACCGGUCACUAUGCGCAAACCAACUUUGGGCCGUUCCUCGAGCACUACUCACCACAUGAAAAGGUUCGUCUGUUCAUGGCACCGGAUCUGAUUAAAGAUCAAACAUUCUUCCUGUCACAGAUCACGGCCGAUACACUUCGCCAUACAAUGUUCCCAAUAGGUGGACUAACGAAGCCACAGGUCAAACGGUUGGCUAGCGAAGUCGGGCUGGAUGCGUACGCACGGAAGAAGGAGAGCAUGGGCAUUUGUUUCGUCGGAAAGCGAUCGUUUCAGCAGUUCAUUGCGGAAUACAUCGACACUAAACCGGGCCCGUUCGUGGACGUUGACACGGGGCGCGUCGUAGGCCAGCAUGUUGGCCUGCACCAUUGGACGGUGGGCCAGAAGUGCAAGAUCGGUGGCUGCCUGCAACCGUACUACGUGCAGCGGAAGCAUCGCGAAACAAAUGUGAUCGAUGUGGUUUCCGGGCAUGAUCAUCCGCUACUAUUUACCGAUAUACUCUACACGGAAGAACCGGUUUGGAUCAAUGUACCGCCCGGACUGGAGCAAGGCGAGUUUGUGAGAUGUUUCUUUCGCUUCCAACACACCAAACCGCUUGUCGGUUGCACCAUUUUCCAAUCAUCCGUUGCUCACAAGGGACAAUUGUUAGUGAAACUGGAUCAUCCUCUACGAGCGAUUACGCCCGGCCAGUAUGCAGUAUUUUAUCGAAAUGAAGAGUGCUUCGGAAGUGCGCGAAUAGUACAGCCAGCACCUGGGCCUUUAUGAUCCAGGCUAGUCCAAAGUAGAGUGAAAAUGAAGACAGA
Molecule: messenger RNA, 1173 nt
Organism: Anopheles darlingi
Lineage: Eukaryota; Metazoa; Arthropoda; Insecta; Diptera; Culicidae
Product: mitochondrial tRNA-specific 2-thiouridylase 1
Exons: 4
Coding region: 8-1135 (375 amino acids)
Biological process (GO): tRNA wobble position uridine thiolation
Cellular component (GO): mitochondrion
Molecular function (GO): sulfurtransferase activity
Source: RefSeq, a predicted model, not a curated record